UGGUCGGAGGAGCGGAGCGGGGGGAGGCAGUGUGUAAGUGGGACUCCCCGCGCGGAGCGUCGGUUUGCUGGAGUGCCUGUCUCUCGGCUUCUACGCGUUGGGGACGCUUCGCCUGAAAGGUCAGCCUGGAGCGAGUCUCCGCGUGGAGGAGGAUCGGACACGGGCAGCGGCACCAUGAAACGCUCCUGGGCUUGGGGGAUCGCUUUGCUGUCGCUGCUUCUGUGCACACCAACAGGAGGCAAAAAACCAUUUAUUACUCCAGCAAAAUCUUAUUUGGUUGUGGAUAAUAACCAAGAAUUAAAGCUGUUAUGUAGUGACAAUGACCUGGUGAUCUGGGAUUUUCAGAACACAGACCCAUCAGCACAAUCAAAAACCUUUGAAAAAAAGGAAUUUUACAUAAAGAAUGCAAAAGCAAGAGACACAGGAACAUACACAUGCAGAAACAGAGAGGGCUUGAACAACUCAAUUUAUGUUUUUGUUAAAGACCCACAGAUCCUGUUCUUUCCAGAGUCCCCCAUAUUUGCAAAGGAAGACAGUGAUGCUCUUAUUCAGUGUCCAGUGACAGAUCCGGACAUUUCAAAUUUCUCUUUGAAAAGAUGUGAUGGCAGACCUCUUCCUGAGAAAAUGGAGUUAGUUCCGGAUCCGCAGAAAGGAAUCACCAUCAGAAAUGUACAAAGAGCAUUUGUAGGCUGUUACAAGUGUGUGGCGCAACAAAAUGGAAUUGAGAGGAUGUCAGAGGCCAUUAGGCUCGUUGUGAGGGCAGUUCACAAAUCCCUUCCAGACAUCACCUUAUCCAAAGGCAACCAGCUUCUCAAAGAAGGUGAAGAAUUUGAAGUUACGUGCACAAUCAAGGAUGUAGAUAGCACUCUGCAAGCUAAUUGGAUUUUUCAAGGCAGCGCGAGUGUUACAAGGAAAAGCAAGAAUAUGGGUGAUUUUGAAUAUGAACAAAAAAUAAAGUUAAACAUCCGUUCAGUGGGAGUUAACGAUUCUGGAGAAUUCACAUGCCAAGGAAGAAACCCUUUUGGAACAUCCAAUGUCACUAUAACCUUGAAAGUACUAGGUAAAGGAUAUGUCAAUUUAUCAGCUUUAACAAACACAACGGUAAAUGUAAAUGAAGGAAAAAAUGUGGACUUAAUAGUGGCAUACGAGGCAUACCCCAAACCAGAAGAAGAAGUAUGGCUGUGCAUGAAUGGAACAUUGCAAAAUUCAUCUGAUCAUUACGUCAAAGUCACAAAUGUGGACAAAAACAGAUAUUCCAGUGAGCUUCACCUCACUCGACUGAAGGGAACAGAAGGAGGCGUUUACACAUUUUUUGUGGCCAAUUCAGAUGCCAACUCCUCUAUAUCAUUUAAUGUCUAUGUGAACACCAAGCCAGAGAUUCUCACUUCAGACAGACUUAGCAAUGGAAUGCUUCACUGUGUUGCCUCUGGGUAUCCUGCACCUAGAAUAGACUGGUAUUUUUGCCCAGCAACUGAGCAAAGGUGUUCAGAUUCACCAAACAUUGAUCCAGUGAACGUGAAGACUAAAGAUUCGCCCCUUCCUUCCUUUGGGAACAUAAUAGUCGAAAGCACUGUUGAUGCCAGCAUGUUCAAGAGCAAUGGCACAAUUGCAUGUGAGGCUUCCAAUGAUGUUGCCAGCAAGACAGCUUUUUUCAGCUUUGCAAUUAAAGAGCAAAUCAGUACCCACACCCUUUUCACUCCUUUGUUAAUUGGCUUUGGAGUAGCAGCAGGACUGAUGUGUAUCACCGUAAUAGUUCUCGUGUACAAAUAUCUCCAGAAACCCAAGUAUGAAGUUCAGUGGAAAGUAGUUGAUGAAAUAAAUGGAAACAACUAUGUUUACAUUGAUCCAACGCAGCUUCCUUAUGAUGACAAAUGGGAGUUUCCUAGAAACCGGCUAAGUUUUGGCAAGAUACUCGGAGCUGGAGCAUUUGGGAAAGUUGUUGAAGCAACUGCCUAUGGCCUGUUCAGACCUGAUGGGGCCAUGAGAGUAGCCGUAAAAAUGCUCAAGCCCAGUGCCCAUUUCACCGAAAAAGAAGCCUUGAUGUCAGAACUGAAAGUGCUGAGUUACCUUGGCAACCACAUGAAUAUUGUGAAUCUGCUUGGAGCCUGCACUGUUGGAGGUCCCACUCUGGUCAUCACAGAAUACUGCUGUUAUGGUGACCUUUUGAAUUUUCUGAGAAGGAAACGUGAUUCUUUUAUUUGCCCAAAGCAUGAAGAAACAGCUGUUUACAAGAACAUUCUCCAUCAAAGAGAACGUGUAUAUGAUGCCACCAAUGAAUACAUGGACAUGAAACCAGGAGUUUCUCAGGUCAUCCAUGCCAAAGCCACUAAAAGAAGCCCAGGGAGGCCAGGAUCAUUUGCUAAUCAGGAUGUCACCAUUGCCAUCUUAGAAGAUGAUGAACUGGCUCUGGAUAUAGAAGACCUAUUAAGUUUUUCCUAUCAAGUGGCGAAGGGGAUGAGCUUCCUUGCGUCUAAAAAUUGCAUUCAUAGAGACUUGGCAGCAAGAAACAUCCUCCUUACUCAUGGUCGGAUAACAAAAAUCUGUGACUUUGGUCUUGCAAGAGAUAUCAGGAAUGACUCAAAUUAUGUGGUCAAAGGAAAUGCACGACUUCCUGUGAAGUGGAUGGCCCCCGAAAGCAUCUUUGAAUGUGUGUACACAUUUGAGAGUGAUGUCUGGUCUUACGGGAUACUGCUUUGGGAACUCUUUUCUCUAGGAAGCAGUCCCUACCCUGGAAUGCCUGUAGAUUCCAAGUUCUAUAAAAGGAUUAAGGAAGGAUACAGAAUGUUCAGUCCAGAAUUUGCACCUGCCGAAAUGUACGAGAUCAUGAAAAGUUGUUGGGAUGCUGAACCUGUCAAGAGGCCAACCUUUAAGCAAAUUGUACAACUGAUCGAACAGCAGAUUUCAGAUACCACAAACCAUAUUUACUCGAAUAUUACAAGUGGUCUUUGCAGUCAAGGAAAUGCUGCAGAUCACUCAGUGAGAAUUAACUCGGUGGGCAGCAGCGCUUCGUCUACUCAACCUCUACUUGCACAUGAAGAUGCUUAACAACUGCCAGUCCUGGUAAAGCCAACUCCAACAGAGAAUCUACUGUUAUUUUAGGAAUUACUGCUGAUUGUUCUCAUUUUUGUCACUAUUGCAUCAAGGGUAGUGGGAAUACUGCAGUAGUUUUCUCUCUGUGUUUUAUUUUUUAAUCAUACGAAUUGGAAACAAACAAACAAAGAGUGAAUUAUCCAUCACAGUUACAGCGGUGUUACACUGUUUUCUAGAACUACACUGUGUAUAGUUGCUGUGUUAUAUGCUUUAAUAGUAUAGAAACAGAUCUGGGAGUGGGAAAGAACUUGAUUAAAACCCAUAUAUUGAGACUUUAGAAAGCUGGUGUGCGUGUUUAGAAGUGAAUAAACGCAGCUCUGUAAACCAACUUUCUUUACUUGCCAAACUUUGAAAUGUUAGUAGAACAAGCAAAAGCAAAAAUGGCAUUCCAAAUCAAAGAGCAGAAGAUGCCACUUGGCUGGAAGGAAACAGAUAUACCCUGAAUAGUACCUCAACCUGAGCAUUAAGGAGCACCUUCUACACAACCCGAGAGUAGAACUCUUCUCUCAAUUCACAUUUCCAUAUCUUCCAUUCUGUAUAAGGGCAGAAGUAGUGGAGAAGAGACAGAAGAUAAUUCAAAACCCAAUUCUCAUGCUUAUUGGUUUUAUGCGUAGGUUCACAUUCGUACACAAAUAUCUGUAUUUUGUAAUGUGUGAAUGCAGCAAUUUCCCACAGUGUAUAUUGGGGUCAAAAAUUACACUGCUAUUAUUUGGCCAUUUCCAAGUCAACAAAAUAGUCUCAUCCCCAUCACAAACAUAGACCUGAGUGUAAGAAAAUGUUACAUCUCAUUAGUGUUGGUCUGGUGGAAACAUAAGGUACAAUGCUUUUGUAUUUCAAAACAGACAAUUGUAUGUUAUUUGAAUAGCUCUUGUAGUUUGAUCAGAGAAAAUAGCAAGGUAUUGAUGCUAUGAGCUAUGUAUCUUUUAAAGAGGAAGUUCAUUUUUCACUUUAAAAAAAAAUCAAGUCGUAUUUUCAGUCUCCACAAAGCACCUCUUGGGUUCAUUCCCGCACAUCUGUGAAAGUUUAUAUUAGAUAAACCUAUAUUACAUCCUGAGAUGGCUUAUUCCCAUGUAACAUUGUAUACUACAGAAAUGGCAACAUUAAUAAGAAAAGUAACUACUUGAGAUCUGUGGAUUUUCAUGUUAGAGCCAAAUGGAAUAUAGUAAGCAGGUGAACUUGAUGUAUCUGAAAGGAAUGAUGUAUUUGUAUUGAUGUUUCAAAAAUCACUUUUACUGGCCCUGAACAUAAAAGGAUACUUAAAAGUUCUAAAGACUACUCCUGUUUUCCAUAACUUAGCAAAAGCCUAGAAAAAAGCAUUUAGGUCAUGGGUGUCACACUGUGGCCCUCCAGUUGAAGCUGGCCUACAGCUCCCAUCAUCCCAGUCACAGUGGCCAGUAGUCAGGGGCCAGGGGGGCUGUAGGCCAACAUCAGCAGGAUGGCUGCAGUUUGACACCCGUGAGACCAAUGCUGAAGUAUCUAUUUAUUUACAGCACACCAGCACUUCAUCAUCCAGUUAUUUAUACUUAAUAUACCAGCCUUCUUUGUUGAGUUUAUGUUUUCUUGUUAGAGUUAAACAUUUUCCCAAAUGCAAGAUACUGUAAUUUGGGGAAGAAAGGCUGCAUUGGUGUAAAGUCUGCAGUAAGGGAAAAGCUGAAAAAUUGCAGAAACACUGCAUUGGCAUGAACGCCACAGUUAAAGGGGGACAUCAUACUUUUUUUUCCAGGUUGUGUUGAAUGCUUAAAAUUUUACUUCAACUUGAUCCUGAAUUCUAGCAUAAAAGCCACAUUGGUGUAAAGGCCACAAGCGGCAAUAAACAACUUUUAAUAACUUACCCACAGUGGCCAUUCUAGCCCAAAUUAUGGUAAUUUAAAAAUGUGCAUACUGCCAGGGUCGCCUUCAAGUUACACUGAAUACCACUAGUGUUUUGCUGUAUACCUGAUAUAUUCUUCUUCAUGUUGUUUAGGAUUAUAGUUACAGAAAUACAUUCGCCAGUUUUAUAAAGUAGACACCUGCACUGGAGUUUAUGUUGUUGCACCUUUGCAGAUUUUGCUGGGGUUUGCAAAGGUGAGGGAAUGGCUCAGUUCUAGUGCCACAUAUAGAGUGACUUCCCAUUCUCUUCUGUGAAGGGAAAUGCUCCAUACAUGUACCAGAUUUGCACAUUUCUCACAUUCCGGUUAUCCUUCUGUUCUGAGGAUGGGGAAUCCACUGCAUGCACAAAACACUGUGCACACUGGAGCCAUUAGAUUGUAGUCAUUCUAUGGCCCUGGUCUCACCUUCAAUACAUGUCUAUACUGCAUGUGUGGAAGUGGGAAGCAGGAUCUUACCCAGCUGUACCAUAGCCAACUUAACUCAUUUGGCAGAAACUGUGAAAAAUAACCCUGAGCAUAGGUUCUGAACACAUGAUUAGGAAUGGCACAAUUGUGGUUCCUACUGACGGAAGAAGCUACAUUUGUACAGUUGUAUAAAUUUAUACAUGCAUACGUUUAUGCAGUGGAGCUCUAUAUACAUGUACAUUUAUACAUUGGUAUAGAGCUCAAUGCAUACCUUUUGCUAACCACACAGUGUUUGGGGAUGGAGCCAGUGGGCACGAUUCCUUUCCCUCCACCACAUAUUCAGUAUAGAAAUGUGCAAUCAUUGUCAAUAAGGCUUAUAUCUAUUCUCCCCCACCUCAGUUCUAAUGCUAUGCUCAUAAAAAAACAAACACCUUAUGGCUUCUAUAGCUGUUAUAAACAAACUCGUAAUAAUUGUAGACACAGCGGUACUUCAUUGGCACUUCACUGAAAAGUGGUUUUUUUCCUCCUUUAAUAUUUUCCAAAAGUUAUAUUUUUAUAAUUUUGUUUUUGUUAAAAAUAUAUAUAGUUUUUGCAGCAGCUGACAUUUUCAGAUUGUUUGAUUGUUCAGAUUGUUGUUUCAUGUAUAUGCUAAAAUGUAGCAAUAAUGUCUUCUCAAUCCUUUUGGUUCUUAAGUCUUAAAAAAUAUUUUUAUAAACAUAUACAUAUAUAUAUAAGCAGCAACUGUAUGUAUAAAUAUGUGGAUGUUUGAAAGUUGCAUUGUUAAGGAAUUUAAAUAAAAGUGUAAAUAAUA
This is a messenger RNA of Hemicordylus capensis (graceful crag lizard), 6174 nucleotides long. RefSeq names its product KIT proto-oncogene, receptor tyrosine kinase (gene KIT). Gene Ontology annotation, cellular component: signaling receptor complex. The transcript is spliced from 21 exons. Gene Ontology annotation, biological process: positive regulation of receptor signaling pathway via JAK-STAT; positive regulation of cell migration; Fc receptor signaling pathway. The coding region runs from base 175 to 3045 and encodes 956 amino acids. The record is from RefSeq and is a predicted model, not a curated record. NCBI's taxonomy places the organism in Eukaryota, Metazoa, Chordata, Lepidosauria, Squamata, Cordylidae. Gene Ontology annotation, molecular function: ATP binding; cytokine binding; transmembrane receptor protein tyrosine kinase activity.